Molecule: messenger RNA, 662 nt
Organism: Hermetia illucens (black soldier fly)
Lineage: Eukaryota; Metazoa; Arthropoda; Insecta; Diptera; Stratiomyidae
Gene: UK114
Product: rutC family protein UK114
Exons: 3
Coding region: 167-580 (137 amino acids)
Cellular component (GO): cytosol
Molecular function (GO): deaminase activity
Source: RefSeq, a predicted model, not a curated record
AUUCCAACAAUACAAAUGACUGAAAACCGGCCGGCAACGAGCCCCCACGGCUGAAAAACGACUUUGGAGCCAUUGGAGCUUGGGCUUGUGAAAGAGUAAAUUUUCCACUCAGUGUCGAUGUAGAACUCCCCAAAGCAGUGCCGCAACCAACAACAGCAGCCCCACAAUGGCAACAAUUGUUCGUAAACUUAUCAGCACAGCCAAUGCUCCCAGACCUGUUGCGCCAUACAACCAAGCGGUGGUGGCGGACCGAACAGUCUAUGUAUCAGGAUGUUUGGGAAUGGAUAAAAACACCAACAAACUCGUGGCUGGAGGCAUCGUGGAGCAGACAACUCAGGCCCUUGAGAACUUGAAACAAGUAUUGGAAGCUGCAAAUUCAGGAAUUGAUAAAGUCGUGAAGACAACAAUCUUCAUGAAGGAUCUGGAAGAUUUCGGGACGAUGAAUGAGGUCUAUAAGAAAGUUUUCACACGUGAUUAUCCACCACGCUCAUGCUUCCAAGUAGGGCGUCUACCAUUGGAUGCAUUAGUUGAGGUUGAAUGUAUUGCAUUGACGGGAAAGGUCAAAACUGAAACCGCAUAAAUCAUUUUCAUGAAUUUUGUAUGAACGCUUGGUUCAAAUAGAUUUAUUGGUGCAAAUAAAAUAAAUAUGUUUAUUGUUGUUA